AUGCGCGCAGCAGAAGAAGAAAUAUCUUCGCCACCGUCGUCGACAGAUACCAUCGACAAAGAGCACCCAACGCCGUCCUCGCUGCCACAAAUGGAUACAGAAGGGACACAAUGUCUUGAUUGUCAGUCACUGGAAAUCUUUCUACCCGACCUGGAGCUCUUCUUUCCAGAAUCGACCGAACAAGAAGCCCCUAGUCUACCAUCCUCUCGUCCGACUUACCUGCGGUCUCCAAACCACUCUGGAUACAGCUUCUUCCAAGCCGAGCAGUCUGCCUCGGCUCCUUCUACUGACGGUAGUUUAUCAGAUAUAUUACACGACUACCCAUCAUCAAUCGAGUUGAAUUGGCAUAUCCCGAACAUAAACCCCCUCUCAUUGUCACUAAGUCCCAAGUCAUCACCCCUGUCCACGAAGUUUCGGUUCCUAGCCCAGUUUACAGCAGCCCAUGGCCUUGCAAAUUCGUUCGAGUGCGGCAACAUUCUUGCAAGACGGAAGAUCAUGUCCGCCUUCGGACAAAAUGGCAAGGCUCUAUCGACAGUUGAUGUUCUCGCAGAAAGCCUUGUGUAUCACAGACCCGCACAUGCACGUCUUAGGACGGAAUCAGAUCAAGUGCCUGGAUGGCACCACCCUUUGCUCGAUGCCAGUUCACAUUGCAACUGGAGCUAUGCCGAUCAGUCCGGACACCUGGGACAUGUAGGAUUGAUAGAAAGUUACCAAAGAGUUUACUAUCACCCCUUGAAAUCCAAAUCUCACGAGAUUGUUCAAGGAAUACGAGGCGUAGUCUGUCACGACAUGCGAUGCCGAGGCAGAACAAUCAACUGGAACCCGUCAAUGGAGCGUUCAUGCAUUCGAUUCUUCUCACCUCCCAAUCUCGACAGGUUCAUGGAAGCCUUCUGGUAUUUUUGGUACCCAAACUGGCCAGUAUUCCACAGGCCGACCUUUAUUGCUACCCAAAAGCCUGCUCAACUGAUCGCUGCCCUGUCAUUAAUCGGGGCAUGCUUGAGCCCGGAGAAGACCGACCGGGAUCAAGCGAUGCUGUGGAUCGAGGCGGUAGGAGAUUGGAUUCAUCACGACCCUGAGUUCUCUGAAGAUGCUGUCCCACAAACAAAUGAUGAAGUGCAGCUGUUGCAGCUUGAAUUGCGACUUGAUAUGGUCCGUGCAGCUUAUGCUAUCAUUCUCAUUAUGACCUGGGAAGGCAAUGAAAAACAGAUGACGGUGGCACGGAGAACCCGGUUCUCGCAAGUUAUAUGCGUUGCCCGCAGCCUCUUCUUUUUCGCUAUUGCUCAGAAAAAUGUUUACGGCGGCCCAGAUUCAAGCAAUCACCUUAAGAGCUGGAUGCUCUUUGCAUUAAAGGAAGAGUGCAUUCGCACACUUAUCUAUGUUUUUCUCCUGGAUUGUGCUUUCGUUAUGUUCUUCAACUCUGCUCCGCGCAUGGCCAUAAGUGAACUUCAGUUUAGUCUCGCCAAGCCUGAAGCAUGCUUUAACGCUCUGACUCCCGAGAUGUGGUUGAAUCGUCUAAAUGAAUGGUCUGAAUGCCAGCAUACCGAUCACGAACUGACAUUAUUUGAGGCGAUUCGGGUGAUAUUAAAAGGCGAACUUAAGCCGGAGGACUGGGAAAUGAUUCAAAAGAUGAGUCUAUUAAAUCUCUUUGCCAUUACCUGUGCAUUUCAUAACCUCAUUUUCCAUCACCACCACGGAGCAGACUUUGGAUCAGUAUCUUUGUCAAUCACCCGAGGGCUAAGAAACUGGCUGCAGGCCUGGAUUGCUCGAGACGUGGUUCUGAUCGAAGGCCAACCGUCCCAGUUAUCCCGCCCCGAACCUUCUGAAGGCGGAAGCAAGAUUGGGUUUUAUCGUUAUAUAAGAGAAUACUGGUGCCUUGCUGUGAUCUCUCACCAUCAGUUUGACCAAAAGAUGAAGAUCCUCAACAGCAUCACGCGCCGCAUCCGCCGCCUCCCCUCGGCAUUCUCUUCCUCAGCCCUCCAUCGCACGCACUACACCGGCUCCCUCCUCUUCAACCUCGCAUCAUUCAUCCUCCCCGCUCUAUACGGCACGCUAUCCAAACUAUGGGUCGCAAACAUCGAUUCGUCAAUGGUGGUCCUCACCGAUGCGUAUACGUACAUGAACACUGCUUCUGAAGCUGUCAACGAGGGAUUACCGAGGGCAGCAUGGGUUAUCAUCGGCGAUAAAGCCUCACGCUCGCUGGGGAAGCGUCUUCAAUUGACGCACACUCUCGUCGCAUUCCAGUCUGUCAUUGGGUUGAUUUUGAGUAUUAUCUUUCUUGCCGCUGCGUCUUCAUUUGCGAAUAGCUUCGUUCCUGAGGAAAUCCGGGAUGUGAGUUUGACCUAUGUUCGCAUCACUUCAUUCACCGUUUUCAGCGGCACGCUCGAAACUGCAGUGGCGACAGCAACGAGGGCUCUGGACAAGCCUGAUAUUCCACUGGCUAUCAGCACCGUCAAGUUUGCUGUUAAUAUCAUCCUUGACUUUCUGCUCAUUUCGAAAUUCCAUGUUGGUUCCUUUACCCCGACCGUCAAUAUGCAAGGUACUAUUCAGCUGGUCUGCAAUCUUGUUGCAGCUUUUGCGGGACUGGCAUACUUUCUUUGGUCGAAUACUUGGUCAUUCAAGAAGCACACGCCGCAUGAUCCUCAAGAGAAGCUGCGCCCAAGCUUUGACGCACUCAAAGUCCUUCUCCCGCCUGGAUUGGUCUUCUUCACUGAGUCAGCUGUCAGAAAUGCCUUGUAUCUCUGGCUGGUCAGCACCAUCGUUGCGUUGGGCGCAGUAUAUGCUACAGCAUGGGGUGUCUUCAACACCAUCCGCUGGGGUCUGAUAAUGGUCCCAGUCCAGGCCUUGGAAGCAACAGCGUUACAAUUCAUCGGCCACAACUGGGGCGAUUGGAGAAGACGCGUCGACAUCAGCACACGAAAGCCCCAAGCGUCAUUAAAGGACCUUCGUGGCAUCGUGCGCCCAGCUUUCAGAUCAUUUGUGAUCGCCCUCAUCUUCGAAGUCCCGAUAGCUAUCUUCCUCACGCUCUUUGGAGCAAAGCCCUUUGCAUCAUAUAUCAGCGGUUCAGAUGAAGUCGCAGAGGUCACAGCCUAUAUGUGGCGAAGUCUCGACUGGUGUUAUAUCUUCUAUGCAAUGUCAACUCAACUUGCCACGAUCCUUCUUGCAACCCGACCGAGAUGGUAUUUGUAUCAGAGCCUCGCAAGCAAUUUUCUCCCCAAUCAGUCUGCUAUUACCGUCGAGACUAACGAUUGCGACACAUUUGUUUCUUACACUAUCAACUGCAACUUCAACAUCAUGUCUUUUACAACAACUGUGACGGCAGCACCCCCGCCUGGUCAGCCAGACAUUGCUUACGCUCCAAACUACGAAAACUAUCAAGCCAGGACAGCCAAGCGACUCAAAGAGGGGAAUCUUCCGACUUCGGUCCCAGAUGGCUUCCCGAAACAACUAGCUGGCGAUCUUGUCUGGGAAGGCGAUUCGGUCGGGCAAACUUAUGACUGGACGUAUAAAUUGUCCGAGGCUCAGCUCAGCGAGAUUGAUCAAGCUUUACAGCAUUUCAAAGGUCUUGGCCUCUCACUUGGACAUAUCUCGGCAGAGACAUUCCCUCUGCCAGACCUACACUCGGAAUUGCGAAAGCUUUCCGAGGAGCUACACAAAGGCCACGGUUUCUUCGUCAUCCGCGGCGUCAAUGUAGAUAAUUAUACCCGUGAAGAAAACACCAUAAUCUACGUCGGCAUCUCUUCGCACAUCGCAUCACAACGCGGUCGUCAGGACAGCAAGUUCGACGGUAAACCCGCCGAUGUUGUCCUCACGCACAUCAAGGAUCUCAGCGCCGGUCAAGACAAAAGCGUGAUCGGAAGUCCAGCUUAUACUACUGAUAGACAGGUCUUUCAUACUGAUUCAGGUGAUAUCGUAUCGCUGUUCUGUCUCGAGACGGCGCUAGAGGGAGGUGCUAGUAGGAUUGCUAGUACGUGGAGGGUUUACAACGAAUUGGCGAGGACGAGGCCUGAUUUGAUCCACACGUUAUCACAGAAUUGGGAUGUUGAGAACUUCGCAAACCCGAAUAAGAAGUUUACGACUCGGCCACUUCUGUAUCAUCAAAAAGCCACCGAUACAUUGCCUGAGAGGGUUGCUCUACAGUAUGCUCGUCGAUACUUUGUCGGAUUCGGUGCACUACCAAGGAGCCACGACAUCCCACCUAUCACAGAAGCUCAGGCCGAAGCGCUAGAUGCUCUUCACUUCUUGGGAGAUAAACUGAGUGUUUCGACAAAUUUUGCAAAGGGCGAUAUGCAAUUCAUCAACAACGUCGCUGUAUUUCAUGCUCGAGAUGCAUUCACGGACUCGCCGACGCAGCAGCGCCAUCUUCUUCGUCUCUGGUUGAGAGAUCCUGAGAAUGCUUGGGAAACUCCAGAGCCGCUACGUGAGAGGUGGGCAGAACUGUAUGAGGGUGUGACUCCAGAUGCCCAGGUGUUUCCGCUGGAACCCUAUAUUCGUAGUGCUAGCAACAGGGCCAGACUUCUUACAUCGCAAGAACGGCAGAGGCUGAAGGAGGAGCUGCUAGCAACGAACAAUGAUGAUUUCAUACGACAGAUCCCAAAGGUCGAAAUGCACAUCCACAUCGAUGGAAUGGUCACACCAGAGCUUCGAUGGAAACUAGCCAAAAGAAAUGGAUUAGAAGUGCGUAUGGGAAACAACAAGCCCCUCAUAAAAUCUCUCGAUGACUUGAAAAAAGCAUACGCAUCUAUCAUCUCAUCUUCCCAACGCCAUCAAUACGAACAUCUCGAUCCGUCUCUGAUUCCACCUACGUUCUUCGAGGCCUACUACUCUAGCCAUGAGGUCCUCCGAACUCGACAAGACUUUUACGACGUCGCGAUGGCGUAUUUCCAAGGUGCUUCGGAGAUGAAUGUGCGGUAUUGUGAAGUGUUUUUUGACCCGCAGGCACAUACUAGCCGCGGUGUUUCCUGGGAAGAUAUGAUGGGAGGACUUCGUGAUGCGCAAGAUGAUUCGGCCAGGACUCUAAAUGUCAAAACUGCUUGGAUUAUGUGCUUCCUUCGCGAUCAAUCUCUAGACUCUGCAAUAGAACACUAUGAAGCAGCGCUUCCGUAUCGAGACAUGAUUAUUGGUAUUGGCCUCGACUCAAACGAACACAGACGACCUCCUAUUCUAUUCAAGGAAGUCUUUCAACGUGCUAAGAGGGAUGGGUUCAAAAUCACAGCACAUUGCGAUGUCGGUCAGGAAGACACUUAUCAGAACAUCCACCAGCUCAUCUCACCCUCCGAGGGAAUCCUCACACAUCGCGUCGACCACGGUUUAAACGCGGCAGACAAGCCAGAGCUUGUGGAGCUUAUCACGAGCCAAGGCAUCGGCAUGACAAUCUGUCCCUGGGCUUAUCUGCGGCGCUUCAAUCUCGAGGAAAUUGGUCGUCGUCUGCGGACAUUGAUUGAUACGGGUGUCAAGAUUUGCAUUUCUAGCGAUGACCCUCCCUUUAUGGAAGGCGCGUGGAUUAUGCAUAACUUACUGCUUGCCAGACAGUUGUGUGGCUUGACUGAAGAGGAUAUUGUACAGAUGAUGCAAGAUGCGGUAGAGAUUUCUUGGGCGGAUCAAGACGUGAAGACAGAAAUCUUGGCUGAGCUUGGCGGGGAUUCUUAUAGAUCCACGAAUAAGGGAUAG
Fusarium subglutinans is the source of this 5667-nucleotide messenger RNA. RefSeq lists its product as uncharacterized. Gene Ontology annotation, molecular function: oxidoreductase activity; adenine deaminase activity. Gene Ontology annotation, cellular component: cytosol. Bases 1 to 5667 code for a protein of 1888 amino acids. The transcript has 10 exons. Lineage: Eukaryota; Fungi; Ascomycota; Sordariomycetes; Hypocreales; Nectriaceae. The record is from RefSeq and is a predicted model, not a curated record. Gene Ontology annotation, biological process: hypoxanthine salvage; adenine catabolic process.